AUGGAAGAAGGACCAGCCCUUGACCCUUCCGGCUCAGGAAAUGUCCAGGAGGGGCCCCUGAACUUCCGUGCACGUCAUGGUUCUGCCUGUGACCUGCCGCCUAAGCUUUACUGGAAUUCAGGUUUUGAGACUGAGAUGUUCGUUUGGAUUAACAAUUUGAAACCCAACACGGAAGAGUUCCCUGACACAAAUUCUUCUGAUGAAGAUUAUUAUUAUAAAGAAGAUGAAAAUGUGGAUAAUAAUAUUGCCAUAAAUGAAGAAGAUAAAAAUUCUGAAACUAUUCCAUUUAUACAAAAUGAAGAACCAAAUAUGGACAAUACUCCUGCUAAUGAGAAAACUGGCAAUUAUUAUAAAGACAUAAAACAAUAUGUGUUCACCACAAACAAUCCACAUGGUACAGAGUCUGAAAUAACUGUCACAGCAACAACCGGUCUGAGAUAUGCUGUAAAGCACUAACUAACCACAAAUGUGCCUGCAUUUUGGACAAUAUUAGCAAGAGCUAUAAAUGGAACAACAGGGAGCAUGGAUGAUAGAGAUCAAUUAUUUCAACCAAUUCCAGAAUCUGAUUUCAACUCUACAAAAAGAAGCAAAUCAUCAGAGCUAGAGGAAAUCAAGAUCAAAUUAAUGCUGGGCAUCUCGUUGAUGACCCUUUUCCUAUUUGUCACUCUCCUGGCGUUCUGUAGUGCCACACUGUACAAACUUAAGCAGCUGAGUUUUAAAAGUUAUGACAGUCAAUACUCCAUCAACCCAGAGCUGGCAACCCUAUCUUACUUUCAUCCAUCAGAAGGAGUAUCAGAUACAUCUUUUUCUAAGAGUGCAGAAGACAGCAGCACAUAUUUGUAUGCCGAUUCUUCAGACGUGAAAACAUCAAGAACAAGAAUAUCAAAAUCUAAAAACAUAACAGAUGUGAUUUCUACAUGCUCAAAUGAUGCAGGCUUAAUUGAGGCAUCAUGUUUACUAAUUAACCAAGAGGAACUGAGUGAGGAAUUUCAUGCAGAAAAAUAG
Molecule: messenger RNA, 1005 nt
Organism: Sciurus carolinensis (gray squirrel)
Lineage: Eukaryota; Metazoa; Chordata; Mammalia; Rodentia; Sciuridae
Product: equatorin-like
Exons: 8
Biological process (GO): acrosomal vesicle exocytosis; fusion of sperm to egg plasma membrane involved in single fertilization; endocytosis
Cellular component (GO): plasma membrane
Source: RefSeq, a predicted model, not a curated record